Molecule: messenger RNA, 1866 nt
Organism: Halteromyces radiatus
Lineage: Eukaryota; Fungi; Mucoromycota; Mucoromycetes; Mucorales; Cunninghamellaceae
Product: acyltransferase ChoActase/COT/CPT
Exons: 4
Coding region: 1-1866 (621 amino acids)
Biological process (GO): carnitine metabolic process
Cellular component (GO): peroxisome; mitochondrion
Molecular function (GO): carnitine O-acetyltransferase activity
Source: RefSeq, a predicted model, not a curated record
AUGACUUCUCGUAGAAUGGCUACUGCUGCUCAAGUACAACCCAAGACUCCAGUAGAUACCAAUGCUCCUGGCCCCAUGUUACGAUUCCAAAAUAAUCUUCCCAAAUUACCAGUGCCCGCUCUUCAAGGAACUUUACAAAAAUAUCUCAAAAGUGUCCGUCCUUUGUUGAGUGAUGAAGAUUACAAGAAAACUGAACAACUUGUCAAGGAUUUCGAAGCUCCUGGUGGUAUUGGACAAAAACUUCAAGAACGUCUUGUUGCUCAUGCAAAUAAUCCUGAAGUAGUCAACUGGUUGGAAGAUUGGUGGUUAGACCAAGCUUAUAUGGGAUAUCGUGACCCCGUGGUUAUUUACGUCAGUUACUUUUUCUACUAUAAGGAUGAUAAACUUCGCAAGUUACCUGCCACUCGUGCUGCUGCCAUGACCACUGCAGCUUUGGAAUUCAAACAACAAAUCGUCAAUCAAACUCUCGAACCUGAAUAUGCCAAGGGAGAACCUAUGUGUAUGGAUUCUUACAAGUAUAUGUUCAACAAUUGUCGUAUGCCCAAAAAACCUUCUGAUUAUGAAGCCAUUUAUGAUCCAUCCAAGCAUUCUCAUAUUAUUGCUAUGCGUAAAAACAAGUUUUAUGUGAUCGAUACUAUUCAUGAUGGACAACAACUCUCCACUAGCGAAUUGGAACAACAAUUUCAACGUGUGAUUGACUUGGCUGGCGAAGAAAAAGGAUCUGCUAUUGGUGCUUUGACAGCGGAGAAUCGUGAUAUUUGGACGGAUAGUCGGGAAUUACUAUUAGCAGCUCACCCCAACAACAAAAAUGCCUUAAAUCAAAUCGAAUCUUCUUCCUUUGUCGUUUGUUUGGAUGACAGCACUCCUGUGACUCGUGACGAAGCUGUUCGUGAAUGUUGGCAUGGUGACGGUCGUAACCGAUUCUAUGAUAAACCUCUUCAAUUCAUUGUUUUUGAUAAUGGCAAGGCUGGAUUCAUGGGUGAACAUUCUUGUAUGGAUGGUACUGCUACUUGUCGUUUGAAUGAAUAUGUUUGUGAAGGAUUGAAGAACAACACUGUUAACCAUGGUCCUGAAAAGAUUCGCAACAAUCUUCCUCAACCCACUGAACUUAAAUUCCAUUUGGAUAACAAAAGUGAAAAAGCCAUCCAAUCAGCUGAAUCUAAUUUUGAUAGUUUGAUUGCCAAGAAUGAAAUGACUGUAUUAGCUUAUCAAGGUUAUGGCAAGAAUUUGAUCAAGAAAUUUAAAUCUUCCCCUGAUGGUUUCACUCAAAUGAUUAUUCAAUUGGCCUAUUACAAGAUGUUUGGUGUGUCACGUCCUACUUAUGAAUCAGCUCAAACUCGAAAGUACCAACGUGGUCGUACUGAAACUGCCCGUAGUGUUACCACUGAAUCUGUUGCUUUUGUCAAAACUAUGGAAGAUCCUUAUGCUACCAAUGAAGAGAAGAUCGCAUCUUUCCGCAAGGCUUUGAAGGCUCAAGGUGCUUAUAUGGCUGAUUGUGUCAAUGGUCAUGGUGUAGAUCGUCAUUUGUUUGGUUUAAAAAAUUCUUUAAAGUCUAAUGAAGAUGCUUCUUUGUUCAAGGAUCCUGCUUAUGCUUACUCUUCUCAUUGGUAUCUCUCUACUUCUCAACUUUCCUCUGAAAACUUUGAUGGUUAUGGUUGGGGACCGGUCGUUAGUGAUGGUUUUGGUUGUGCUUAUAUGAUCAAGAACAAUGCUCUUCAAUUCAACAUUGCUAGUCUGAAGGAUUUGGAAGUCCAUGGAAAGAAAUUUAUCAAUGGUACUCAUCACUUUAAGCAAGCCCUCGAAGAUGCUGCCAAUGAUUUACGUGAUUUGAUGGAAACGGAAUUGAACGCUGAUGCCAAGUUGUAG